AUGGGGGCUGACGACGACUUCCAGUUGUUGUUGCUGGCGAUCUCAGACGAGACUCUCCUCAAGAGUAUGGACCUCUCUGUCGUCUCGAGCGCCAACUCCCUUCAGAAGGUGAAAUUCCUCCCGGCAGUCAAGGAGCUCUCUGGUGUACUCCAGGAGGCAGGACUCCGCCCUUCGCUGGGGUUCAACGUGGGAUCAGGAGAGCUCUCGUUCACGUGCCCUGUGUUCUGCGAGGAUGUCGCGGAGAGGAGUAGGCUCAGCGUCCUGGUGCUGACCAUGCUCGGGCUGAUGCCGAAUCAAAAUGCUCUGGAGGAGGCCUUCCUGCAGCGGCAGCAUGACGAGGCAGUGUCCUGCGUGCUGGGGGCCCGCAAGUCCUCCAACCUGGCGAAUCUCUGCCUUGAGGUGUUUGCACACAAGACCAACGUCGGGAUCUCCCAGAGGAAGGUCUGCGGGAGAAGCAGGACGAUCAAGAUCGUGGUGGGGAGUUACCAGGAGCUUUCAGUGGGGAAGGUGAGAAGGGUUUACUCCUACGCCCCCUGCUACUACGAUCUGUCUGGAUGGUCUGACAACGAGACGCAUGCGAGGCUGAGGGAGGACACCUCCUGCUCCUUCGCUGAGAUCCUGCUCAACGCUAAGACGAAGCUGAUAGAGGAGAUGAUGGAGCACUUCUGGUUGACCAUGGACAGCUUCCCCUACGUCAGCAGCUCCGAGCUGAGAGUCCAGCUGGGGGAGAUCCUCUCCUCUUACCUCUCCUCUGGGAUCUCUGACCAGAGCUCUGGCUUCUUGCCCUCCCAGCAGGAGGCGAUGUCUCUCUUCCUCUGCGGCAGCGCCGGGACUGGCAAGUCGACGCUGGUCCAGGCGCUCUCCGUCUCCCUGCAGUCAACCCUCAACAAGUUCCUUGACCCUGAGAGGAAGGUGAGCAUCGUUAAGGUGCCUCUCAACGGCCUCACCCCCGACAGCCUCCGGAUGAUCUUGUGCGUUCAAGGGAUCUCCGACUGGAGCAUCGAGCGCAUGCUCGAGCAGGCGAUCGCCAAGGGAGGGACCGCAGUGCUGCACCUCGAGGAGGUGCCGGAGGAGCCGAAGCUGCAGGAGGAUCUCUACAAGUGCGUCAGCAGCAUGCUUGAAGUCAUGAUCCGCCGGUAUCCCAAGUUCGGAGGGAACUUGAUCCAUGCCUUCACCUCCAACUACCCCCCAGCUGACGCGAUCCGAGCCAUCUCCAAGGAGCUGGUCAUCGUGGCCCCGUCGGGGAGGAAGCAGGAGGAGCACUGCCUGCGCAUGCUGGAGCGAGGGCUGAGGAGGAGGAGCGGGAUCCCGCACGUGUCGAUGAAGUUGAGCUACGAGCUGCCAGCCAUGCUCGACAUGCGUCCACUCUUUCAGUGGUGGACGACCCUGACCUUCCACAUCUCCAGCAGCGUCGAGAAGCUCUUAGCCGAGCUCGGGGGGAGCAAGCGAGCGGCUGGACUGGACGGGGACCUGUCGAGCGACAGCGAGGGGAAGGCAGUGGAGGUUCGACUGCUGGUUUACGUGGGAGACGGGGAGGAGGAGGAUAGCCUCUCCGAGGCCCGAGCUGGAGAGGAGCUGGGGGUGAGCAAGGGGGUGCCUGAUGCAGUGGUCGGCAGGACAGAGAGGAGGGAGGUCAAGUUCACAGUCAAGUCGUCCGAUGGAUUCUUCUUCCUGCACACGCAGGAUGUGAUAGUCGAGCACGCGGAUCGGGAGUACAAGAACGCUGCGCUGAUUGACAUGUGCUCGUCGGGCUUCCUGAAGCCCUGCGUCAUCGUCGUGAAGGGAGGUGGGAAGGGGAAGCAGCUUGACUUUGAGGCAGCUCUUCUCCAGCAGCUGCGCCAGCAGGCAGGGGACGGGGAGGACGUGGCACAUACUAGUGUGGAGCUGAGAAAGGAGAGUGACAAGGAGCAGGUCAACGGGCAUCAGUCGCAGAUCAGGGGAGGGCUCUUCAAGUUCAUCGACGACUGCAACAACCCCAACAGGAAGUCCAGCAGGAUGUGCCUGGUGACGUGUCAUGUCAAUGAGGUGGGACAGUACAUGCUGAGGGAGCUGCUGGAGACUAAUGGGGAGUCGCGGACCCAUCGCUAUGCCAUCCGCAAGGACCGCGUGAUGUUCCUGCUACUGGUGGAUGAAGAGUCUGCGCUGCAGGAGAUGACUCUUUCUCGUGCACAUGACAUUGUCCAGCUCUAG
Messenger RNA from Guillardia theta CCMP2712, 2190 nucleotides. RefSeq lists its product as hypothetical. The record is from RefSeq and is a predicted model, not a curated record. The coding region runs from base 1 to 2190 and encodes 729 amino acids. NCBI's taxonomy places the organism in Eukaryota, Cryptophyceae, Pyrenomonadales, Geminigeraceae. The transcript has a single exon.